Molecule: messenger RNA, 555 nt
Organism: Penicillium antarcticum
Lineage: Eukaryota; Fungi; Ascomycota; Eurotiomycetes; Eurotiales; Aspergillaceae
Exons: 1
Coding region: 1-555 (184 amino acids)
Source: RefSeq, a predicted model, not a curated record
AUGUUAUCUCUCAAAUCUCUCCUUCUUCCAGCAAUUCUCUCUCUCGCGGCCACCCCCUCAUUCGCCGCUACCACGACGACGAGUGAUUGCCCGCAAAACUGGUACUCAAAUACAUAUAAAGGAACGCGCUGCUGCUAUGGCUACAUGAGAAUUGUUGACGCGGAUGCUUUCUGCUGUGUCGUUGAUUCGACGCCCAAAACGGAAACCACAUCUACUGCCACAAAAACUGCAACGUCACUUGAGGAGGAAUGGGCUGGAGCGGACUAUUGCUUCAAGUUGGUUCCUUUCACGGCUAGUGACUAUUCGGAUCAAGUCUCUUCGGCAUCGGCGGCGGCUGUUGCUACCAACACAAGACCUUCGACCAAUGAGGCGACCUCUACUAGCACAAGCACAAGCACCGACACAGGCUCUGGAUUGAGCGCAACCUCUGGCUCAAGCUCCAGUACCGCAUCGACCUCUGUGACUCCAACUACGAAUGCGGCUAUGCCGGUCGCUACGGCUAAGGGAGUCGUGCUUGGUGGUGCCGGAGUUGCUGCCGCUCUUUUUGUUCUGUGA